Amyelois transitella is the source of this 2526-nucleotide messenger RNA. Its product is annotated as zinc finger protein 33B-like. Gene Ontology annotation, molecular function: RNA polymerase II transcription regulatory region sequence-specific DNA binding; DNA-binding transcription factor activity, RNA polymerase II-specific; zinc ion binding. NCBI's taxonomy places the organism in Eukaryota, Metazoa, Arthropoda, Insecta, Lepidoptera, Pyralidae. Gene Ontology annotation, biological process: regulation of transcription by RNA polymerase II. Gene Ontology annotation, cellular component: nucleus. The transcript has a single exon. The record is from RefSeq and is a predicted model, not a curated record. Bases 70 to 1245 code for a protein of 391 amino acids.
UUACUAUUUGUUUGUUGUCUGAAAGAGUUACAAUUUAUCUUCAAAAUAUUUAUUUCUUUCUUGUGCAAUAUGGAAUUUCAAAGAAAUACCUUCGGAAAUAUUUGCAGAUUGUGUCUGAGCAGUGAGAGCAAUGAGACAUUCGUAUCACUUAUUGAAAAUAACCAAGUCAACUGUUACGGCGAGUCAGUAAAGCGAUUUGCCCAGAUUUCUAUUGAAAAAGACGAUAAUUUACCCAAAAGCAUGUGCCAGAAGUGUGUAUUUUUAUUAAAAUGUGCUAUUUACUUCAAGUUUAAGUGUGAAAAUAGUGAAAAGACAUUAUUAAAAUUGUCAAGAAGAAACGUAAACAAGACAAGGAAAGAUUCAAGUAUUUUCUCAAAUACCAAACGAUGUGCUCAAAAUAUGCAGAAUUCUCAAACCGGAAAUUUUGCCUUUUCUGCCAGUGAUGAUUUUCAGAAAAUUUCAAAUCAGCAUUUAGAAUUGCCGAAGCAAAGCUAUGACACAAAUGAAGAUUCAAAUGAAAGUUUUUUCGACAACACUUUGUCUUCAGAAUGUAAUAAGUCUAAUAUGCCUACAAAUAAUAGUGAAAUUGUAUUAAAGUUGUUAAGAAGCAGUCUUAGUGCUUCACGAAGCUCAACAUAUAAUGCCACAAAAAGAAAUCGCAAGAAUGUCAAGAAGGACAAAUACGAAUGUGAAAUUUGCAAGAAAGUCCUCGCGAAUCGUGUUACAUAUAGUCAUCACAUGGAGCAACACACUGGCUUUACGUUCAUAUGUGAACACUGUGGCAAAGGCUUCCCGAACAAAGCAAGCUUGAACUUUCAUACAAUUGUUGCCCACGGGACCGGUCCGUACUUGCCUUGCCAACACUGUUCAUUCAAGGCACCAAACAAAAUAAAAUUAACUGAACAUGAACGGGAACAUACCGGAGAGCGUCCCUUUGCAUGCGAUAAAUGCGGAUUGACAUUCCGCAGGCAAGCGAUUUGGAAAAAACACAUGAUACACCAUACCAAAAAGACAGUACAAUGUCCAAAUUGUCCACGUACAUUUUUCAUGAAACAUGAUUUGGACGCCCAUUUGAACAACGUCCACGAAAGGAGAUAUAUGUAUGCUUGCGAUAAGUGUCACGUGACUUACGCUAGAACAGUAACCGUAAGGAAACAUUUGACCGUAGUGCAUGGUAUUCCGAGAGAAAUUCAGGGAAAAAUCUUAAGAGUAAAUUGUGGGAAUCCACAAACGGCAGAACCAUAAAAUCUUCAUUAGAUUGAUUUUGAUGCAGAUUUUUAGUCUAUGUAACAUCAUUCUUAACACAAACUUUGUUAUAAAUGUAUGCUAUUUAAAUGAGACUGAUAAAAUUUCAUAUGGAUAUAGUGUUCAAAUGCUUGUCUAUGUAUUUAGUAAAUUGGAAUUAACCAAAGUUUUUCUGAUAUUUCCAUUAGAACUAAAGAUAAAAAAAAAAAUUCCCAUUAACAAAACAGAAAGAUACAAAACAUAGGAUACUACUCAUAAAUUGUAGUGUAAUGAAGAUAAUUUAGAUAUUUCCAUUGAAAAACAUUCUUCAUAAUUUAAUAUGGCUUCAUUUGUUUUGAAAUAUAGUAACUUUAUUUAUUUAAAACUUUAUGGCACAAAAAAAAAAUGCACAAAAGGCGGACUUAAUGCCGUUUGGCAUCUACCAGUCAACCAUCUGACCAAACACAAAAACUUUAAGUUGGUGGUGCGAUAAAGUGCACAUGCAUUCUGAAACAUACUACAUUACUAAAAAAUGCAUAUAAAUACAUAAAACAUAAAAUACAUUAUAAAUACAUAAACAUACAUACAUAAAAUAUCAAUAUAUGUAUGGAUGACCCAUUGUUUUAUAACAUAUUUUUACAUAUAAUGUCUUCUAUUCUGGUAUUUAUAUCUUUUUGAUGAAUGCCUAUAAACAUAUAUUAGGUUUGUUUUAGAUGGUGGACAAGCUAUCUGUCACUAUUUUAAUUUCAAUUUCAUCAUAAAGCCAUACAGCGGAAAGUGGCCUUACAGUUGUUUCAAGACUGAUGGCUUUGAAUACCCAUAAGGGUGAUUGUAUGUUUGUAUGUAAUUUAUUUAUUGAAUUAUAGUUGGAUUAUAUUCAUCAAAUAAACGUUGUUCAUUCCUAGUUUUUCCUCGUAAAUCAACAUUAAUUUGUACUAAAAUUACUCAGGAUCAUGAUGGUCCCGUUAUCACAUUUACUAAAUAGAUUACAAUGCCAAAGACCAACUAUGACUAUAGACAAUAUAAGAUUUAAUUUAUUAUUAUUCAAAUAAAGGCAAUCCAUCAUUUAGUAUUAAUAUAGAUCUUAAUUUCUGAUGUUUUUCAGCAUAGAAAUAUUUGAUAAAAUUAUAUAAAGCUAAGCUAAUAAAAUAAGGAUUCUAGUUGUACGCGAUGAGCUAGUGACCUGUCAUUAAAUCUGAAUCUCGCACAGGGAUGAAAAAUUUAGAAAGGCUACUGCCAACAGGCAAACUGAUACUUCUUGACUGAAAAGAGUCAAUGUAUUUAACCGUAAUUUUAAAUAAA